AUGCUGGUAGAUCCCUUGAAGACCCCCUUAAAUUGGAGGACGAGGUUGCAGAUUGCUAAUGAAGUUGUAGUAGCACUGGAAUACUUGUUUCUUUUUAGUGAUCUACCAGCAUAUCAUGUCUCCAUCAGCUCAGGCAAUAUUAUGUUAGAUGAGAACUUUGCAGCUAAACUAUUAGAUUUUGGCUUUCUUACUCCUAGUGCAAACUCUGUCAUGAUGGCAAAUUCAGGAGGUCCUUAUCUCUUAACAGAAUACAAAACUGAGGUACUUAUUCUUAGUUACUUCACCAAGCAUCUUUUAUUUCGGUAUCAAAUCAAUUAUGACUGUACGGAGCUUAAAAAUCUUCUAGCAGUGGCAAAAUUAUGUAUCAAAUCAAGGGACAAGGCUACAUUUACAAUCUCUCAGUUAUUUCGGAGGAAUGAGAGUCGAUCCAAUGAAGCAGCAGUGUUGGAGGAAGCAUUAAUCGAGCCACGCAUUAUGCUGCAGAGUUCUACAAAUUCAGAGAUAAUUGGAGAUGGCUUCCGCUGGAGGAAGUACGGGCAGAAGGUGGUGAAGGGCAAUCCAUAUCCUCAAAGUUAUUACAGAUGUACAAAUGUAAAGUGUAAUGUUCAAAAGCAUGUGGAGAGAGAAAUAGAUGAUCCAAGAGCAUUUGUCACUACAUAUGAGGGUAAGCACAAUCACGAGAUGCCAACCAAGAACAUCAACCCAAAUGUCCCCUCUGAGAGAGAUUCACAAGCUUCUCUUAGUAAAGACAAACCAUGA
Messenger RNA from Arachis stenosperma, 759 nucleotides. Its product is annotated as probable WRKY transcription factor 14. Lineage: Eukaryota; Viridiplantae; Streptophyta; Magnoliopsida; Fabales; Fabaceae. The record is from RefSeq and is a predicted model, not a curated record. Gene Ontology annotation, molecular function: DNA-binding transcription factor activity; sequence-specific DNA binding. The transcript has 6 exons. Bases 1 to 759 code for a protein of 252 amino acids. Gene Ontology annotation, biological process: regulation of DNA-templated transcription.